AUGAUGCUUCCAUCACUCGUACCGCUCGGCACUGCUUGCCUUUUCCUGGCCCAGGCCCAGGCCGGACCCCUUUCCUACCGUGCAUCUCCUGCGACCGUGACCGAGGGCGAGGGCACUGUUGAGGCCAAGCUGCCCAGCGGAGACGCCGUCACCGUCUACCUCCACGGAGCCACUGUGACAUCAUGGAAGUCGAGCGAUGGCGACGAGAAGAUCUUCCUAUCGACCGCCUCAGCCCUGGAUGGUAGCGCUGCCAUCCGCGGUGGUAUCCCAGUCGUUUUCCCCAACUUUGCAUCUCCACCAGCGGAGGGCCAGACCUCCAAGAUGCCCUCCCAUGGCUUCGCCCGCAACAGCACAUGGACCUUUGAUUCGUCCACACCCGAGGAGGAUGGAUCAGGUGUCGCCCUCAAAUUCCUUCUCGACUCGGCCUCAUUGAGCGCGGACUACCAGGCGAAGUGGCCCUACUCCGCCAAGCUGGCCUACACGGUCAACCUGAAGCAGGACAACUUGAACGUCCAUUUCAGUGUCGAAAACACGGACACUGAGGCUAUUGACUUCCAGUUCCUUCUGCACACCUACCUCACCGUCCCUAACAUCAACACAACAACAGUCUCUGGCCUCAAGGGCUCCACCUACCAGGACAAGACCCAGAACUUCACCGUGUUCACCGAGGCCUCGGACGCGCUCACCAUCACCGGCGAGACGGACCGCAUCUACAGCCCAGCCGAGGUGGCGCCCAUCGUGCUCAACGCCGACGGUGCCCCCCGCGUCACCGUCGAGAGGAGCGAGACCCUGCCCGACACCACCAUCUGGAACACCUGGGCCACCAAGAUCCUCAACUCCAAGGACUUCGCGCCCAAGGACGCCUGGCAGCACUACCUUGCCAUCGAGCCCGGCUACGUCGCCAAGUUCAACAGCCUGGCCCCUGGGCAGACCUGGGAGGCUGGUGUCAACUACGUUGCCCAUGUCUAA
Molecule: messenger RNA, 969 nt
Organism: Diaporthe batatas
Lineage: Eukaryota; Fungi; Ascomycota; Sordariomycetes; Diaporthales; Diaporthaceae
Exons: 2
Coding region: 1-969 (322 amino acids)
Biological process (GO): carbohydrate metabolic process
Molecular function (GO): carbohydrate binding; isomerase activity
Source: RefSeq, a predicted model, not a curated record